This is a messenger RNA of Puccinia graminis f. sp. tritici CRL 75-36-700-3, 1478 nucleotides long. RefSeq lists its product as uncharacterized. The coding region runs from base 6 to 1478 and encodes 490 amino acids. NCBI's taxonomy places the organism in Eukaryota, Fungi, Basidiomycota, Pucciniomycetes, Pucciniales, Pucciniaceae. The record is from RefSeq and is a predicted model, not a curated record. The transcript is spliced from 2 exons.
GAUCCAUGUAUACCAACACUUAUAAGUCAAUGUUAGGGGUUCUAUUGAUACUUUACAAUUGCGUCUUCUUCGCUCUUGCAGAGACAGUCCCGGGAUUUAGGAGUGGCGGAUCCCAUACUUCUCAUAACCUUCGUAAUUUUAACCCCAAGCUUCAAUCAACCGAAACAUCGACUGGAUUCCGAGAUAUGAAGGCUGCAGAAACUUCCAAGAAAAGCGAGGUAACUCCAAGUGUAAAAGAUUCAAAGAAAGUAUCUCCUCGUCUUUCUGCCCAGAUUGCCAAAGGCAAAAAAUCUGUUAUAACAGAUUUGGAUUUAGCUGCCAAAGACAUUGCGAUUACAAAAUUUACAAAGGCAAGAAAAAAUUUGGAGGGUCUUGAUAAGAUUAAUAAGCAAAUACACAACAAGAUCAUUUCAAGUUCAGAAGAAUUGGAGAUCCUUAAGAUCUUAUUGAAGGAUCACUUUGUUAGCGAAUUGAAAAAAUAUGGUCUUACUGGGAGUUAUCAAAGCCGGCGUGUAGGAGCACUGAAAGGCAUGGGAGAGAAGAUUUCUUCAACGUUACUGAGUAUCUGGGAAUCAGCUAAAGAGGAAUUCAAAUCAGAACACCUUUCUUCCAAAUUGGAUCAUGUUUUACAUCGUUCUUUGCUAAGAGAGCAAAGCCACAAAAAUCACCAUGUUUUUCUUCUUUUGAAAAAACUAAGGAAACGUUUGAAAGAAGACCGCGACCUUUUUAAGGAACGAGAGCGCACUACCAUCAAAAGAUUGUCUGUUAUUGAAAAUAUGGGAUUUGAAUUUUCAUCCGAAGAGGUUCAUCUGAUUGGUAACAUGGCACGUCGUAAACCAUAUCUCACCCGGAACGACGGCCUUUUAGUAAGCGAAAUAUCACGGAAACCUCUGGCACAGAGGAUGACACCAAAGAUUAGGGAGCUGAAAUCUCACUUCCUUCGCAUAAAUAAAGAAUCUGAAGAUCUCACAAUUGUCCAGAUCUUGAGAGUACUAGAAUGGCUAGAACAAAAAGCCAAAGAUGGAGAACCAUGGACCAAAGGCGAAGUGCAAAUCCAUUCGAAUAUUUCAAGAAUGAAAGGUCUCCAAUACAUCCCUAAAGACUUUUUUGAGGAGGAAAAAGUUUUACUUCAAAAUCUAUCGGAUAAAAGAGAUCUACAAAAUAAACAAAAAAUAUAUUUCCAAGCCUUUGCUGCCUUAUGCGCAGAUCCCAAACCUUGCUCUGAGGCAAAACAGGUUUUGGAAAAGUUGAAUGAUUGGUGGAAUGAUGGAAAGCUGAGUUAUGAUAAGAAGGUGUCUCACCUGGUUCUCACACAAAACCAAAUGGAGAUCAUUCAGAACUACAGCUAUCAGUAUAAGACACAACUUAACCACAUGGUCAAAGUUCAUGAGAGUAUGAAAAAACUUGAGAAAUCCUGGAAUAAGCUUAGAAAUAUGGAAGAAUUUGUGGAGGCACUAUUUGAAGAAUUAGGAGUUUAA